Molecule: messenger RNA, 2316 nt
Organism: Daphnia carinata
Lineage: Eukaryota; Metazoa; Arthropoda; Branchiopoda; Diplostraca; Daphniidae
Gene: Mccc1
Product: methylcrotonoyl-CoA carboxylase subunit alpha, mitochondrial-like
Exons: 8
Coding region: 88-2223 (711 amino acids)
Cellular component (GO): mitochondrion
Molecular function (GO): ATP binding; methylcrotonoyl-CoA carboxylase activity; metal ion binding
Source: RefSeq, a predicted model, not a curated record
UCGAUUAGUAUUUUAUCAAAAAAAAAACGUAAAUAAAGAUUCCUCUGCUUCUUGUACAUUCGUUCAAUCCACGGCAAAUAUCUCGAAAUGGGUCUUUACGCAAUAAGGGCAUGUUUGGCAGGCAAAUACAUGCAAAGGAGCUUGUGCACAACAAGCAAUUCACUCUCAAGUGCAACCAAAACUGCCCCAAAAGUUACACCUCUAUCGAAAAUACUAAUAGCAAAUAGAGGAGAAAUUGCUUGCCGGGUGAUUAGAUCAGCAAAACGGCUAGGAAUCCAAACUGUGGCUGUGUACAGUGAUGCAGAUCGCAAUGCAAUGCACGUGGAUAUGGCUGACUCUGCUGUACGACUUGGUCCAGCAGCUUCUGUUGAAAGUUACCUUCGGCAAGACAGAGUUCUUGAAGCUGCAUUCAAAACAGGGGCCCAGGCGAUACAUCCUGGGUAUGGGUUCCUGUCAGAGAAUGUGGAGUUUGCUGAGCUGUGUUCUAAGGAAGGCAUAAUAUUUAUUGGACCUCCUGCAUCCGCCAUCAGGGAUAUGGGAAUCAAAAGCACUUCAAAGCACAUUAUGUCUGCUGCAGGUGUUCCUGUAAUCCAUGGGUACCAUGGAGAGGAUCAGAGUUUUGAAAGAUUGAAACAAGAAGCAGAAAAAAUAGGCUUUCCUCUCAUGAUCAAGGCUGUUCGAGGUGGAGGCGGUAAAGGAAUGAGAAUUGCAUAUACGCCUGGUGAAUUCGACAGUCAGCUCGAAUCUGCUAAACGGGAAGCCCAAAAAUCUUUUGGAGACCAGGUAAUGCUUUUGGAGCGUUACGUUGAAAGGCCUCGACACGUUGAAGUGCAAGUUUUCGGCGAUAAAUACGACAACUACGUCUACCUAUUUGAAAGGGAUUGCAGUGUACAGCGACGUCAUCAGAAAAUCAUCGAAGAAGCACCCGGACCGGGAAUCUCAAGUGAAACGCGCAAGCAACUGGGAGAGGCAGCCGUUCGAGCCGCCCAAGCCGUUGGAUACGUCGGAGCAGGAACAGUCGAAUUUAUCAUGGACCCACAGCAGAACUUUUUUUUUAUGGAAAUGAAUACGCGGUUACAAGUAGAACAUCCUGUUAGUGAAAUGAUCACAGGGACGGAUCUUGUUGAAUGGCAACUAAGAGUAGCUGCCGGUGAACCUCUACCUCUGGACCAAUCGCAAAUCCAUCUCAACGGUCAUGCGUUUGAAGCGCGAAUUUACGCCGAAGAACCAAAAAACAAUUUCCUUCCAGGAGCCGGACCCUUGCUGCAUCUCAUUACCCCAAAGCCCAGCUCGGAUGUUCGCGUUGAAACCGGUGUUGCACAAGGUGAUGUCGUUUCGGUUUUUUACGACCCAAUGAUCGCAAAAUUGGUUGUCUGGAGUUCUGAUCGUGCGAGUGCCUUACGGAAGCUGCGCUCCUGCUUGUCGGAAUACAACAUUGUGGGCUUGAAUACCAACGUCGAUUUUCUAAUGGAACUAUCCUCUCAUCCAAAAUUCAUCGAGGGAGAUGUUCACACAGAUUUCAUUUCGCAGCAUUACAACGAUCUGUUUCCCGUGAAACCCAUCACAGAUAAUUUGGUGAGCCAAGCAGUAUUGGCUUGCAUUCUUAACGAGUUGAAAGUCAGCUCUAGUCAACAAGGUUCGACAAGAGAUCCAUAUAGUCCUUUCGCCUCAUAUCCAAUGGCAAGGCUAAACCACAGCUGUCAUAGGAGCAUGAAAAUGACAUGCCAAGGCGUAACUUAUGACGUCGUCGUUACUUGUUGCGAAAAUGGGAGCUACAAAUUAAAAGUGGGAGAAUCGGCGGAAAUUGCAGCCUCCGCUAGGCUUUCGGAAUCGGAUAAUGUCACCAGUAUUGAGUUGAAUGCAAAUGGUGAGAUCACUAAAUCUCGUGUCGUUUUCUUGGAUGGAAACGUGCACCUAUUCACAAAGGAUGGUAGCGUGGCAUUUGCUACUGAAAAGCCUGCCUUUUUGAAAAGCCUUGGACAAGGCACCAUCCAGCAAGGAGGUGCUGUUGCGCCUAUGCCCGGAAUCAUUGAAAAGAUUUUGGUUAAAGAUGGAGAAGAAGUUCAGCUCGGACAACCGUUGUUGGUCAUGAUCGCCAUGAAAAUGGAGUACGUUAUCCGCGCCCCGUCGGCUGGUGUGAUUGAGAAGGUCAACUACAAGGUUGGCGAUUCCGUGGCCAAGAACGCGGCGCUGGUACGAUUCGUCUCAACUGACAGGAAAUAGUUUAUUAUCUACUUGUCCUUGCCUCUCUCAUUGUCAAGUAUUGCCAAGUCGUCGUGUAUAUCAAACAGAAAGCUCUAUAAAUAGUACAAAUAA